Messenger RNA from Striga hermonthica, 2226 nucleotides. NCBI's taxonomy places the organism in Eukaryota, Viridiplantae, Streptophyta, Magnoliopsida, Lamiales, Orobanchaceae. The record is from the annotation of a GenBank genome assembly.
AUGACCGUCGUGGGUUUCGACAUUGGAAACAAGAACUGUGUAGUAGCAGUGGCCAAAAAGCGCGGCAUAGAUGUCCUGUUGAACGAUGAGUCUAAACGUGAAAAUCCCACGAUCGUCUCAUUCGGUGAAAAACAGAGGUUUAUUGGCUCGGCUGGGGCUGCGUCUGCCCCAAUGCACCCAAAAUCGACCAUUUCACAGGUCAAAAGGCUCGUCGGACGUGAGUUUAACGAUCCCUCAAUACAGGAAGACCUCAAGCUUUUCCCGUUCAAGACCACCGCAGGCCCUGAUGGUGGAAUCUUGAUCCACCUUAAUUACCUGGCCGAGAAACAGGUUUUCACUCCCGUUCAGAUUCUAGCUAUGCUUCUAUCUCAUUUAAAGCAGCUCACAGAGAAAAAUCUCGGGGCUCGGGUCGAAAACUGUGUAAUUGGCGUGCCUUCUUACUACACGGCUAAUCAGAGGACAGCGUACCUGCACGCAGCUGAGAUAGCGGGCCUGAAGCCCGUGAGGUUGAUGCAUGACUGUACGGCUAUCGGGCUUGGAUAUGGUAUAUAUAAGACAGAUUUUCCUGGGAGAGGCUCAACAAAUGUUGUUUUUGUUGAUAUAGGCCAUAGUGAUACCCAAGUUGCCGUUGUCUCGUUUGAGUCUAAUCACAUGACGGUGCUAUCCCAUGCUUUCGACAGCAAUUUAGGAGGACGGGACUUUGAUGAGGUUUUGUACCGACAUUUUGCCUCUCAAUUUCGGGAAAAGUACAAAAUCGACGUUUGUUCAAGUGCACGCGCUUCCAUAAGGCUGAGGGCCGCAUGUGAGAAGCUGAAGAAGGUCCUGAGUGCCAAUCCGGAGGCUAUUUUAAACAUUGAGUGUAUGAUGGAUGAAAAAGAUGUUAAGGGAUAUAUUAAGAGGGAAGAGUUUGAGAGGCUGGCAUUCGGAUUGCUGGAGAGGAUCAAGAUUUCUUGCCGUAAAGCUUUGCACGAAUCUCGAUUGACAGUGGAUAAGGUUCACGCGGUGGAGCUUGUUGGGUCUGGUUCUCGGGUCCCUGUGAUCACAAGGAGUCUGAACUCGUUAUUUCGGAAGGAGGCUGGACGGACGUUGAACGCGAGUGAGUGUGUAGCUCGUGGCUGUGCCGUUCAGGGUGCGAUGCUUAGCCAUGUUUUCCGAGUGCAGGACUGCUCCCCAUUCUCGAUUGCAUUUGCAGCAGAUCAAAGACCUGUCUGUUCAUUGGCAGGUCGCGUGUUGUUUCCUAAAGGGAGUGUUUUUCCUAGUGUAAAGAUGCUUACAUUCAGGAAUGAGAUAUUUUACAUGGAAGUCUUCUAUGCAAAUCGUAACGAGCUGCCACCUGGUGCCUCGUCAAAUAUUAGCUCUUUUAAGAUCGGCCCAUUUAGAGUUUCUCAUGUAGAGAACACGAAAAUCAAACUUAAAGUCGUGCUAAACCUUAACGGGAUUGUCUCCAUAGAGUCUGCCUCUUUGAUCGAUUAUCAUGCGAAUGAUUGCAAUGUAAACAAUGUGAAGCAAAGCAAUAGUGAGUCUUUCGACAAAGCGAAUGGUCAUUUAGGUCAUGAAAUUAGAAGGUUAAACGCUAUCGGAAGGCAGGACAUAUUUAUCGAGGAAAAUGCAUAUGGUGGAAUGACACAGGGCGAGCUCUCACAUGCUCGAGAAAAAGAACUUCAGUUAGCUCAGCAAGACGUUAAGAUGGAAAGGACCAAAGAUACGAAAAAUGCCCUCGAGGCGUAUAUUUACGAAACUCGGAAUAAGCUUCUAAGUUCUUAUCGGAGCUUCGCCACUGAUGCCGAGAAAGAAGCGAUUUCGAGUAGUUUGCAACGAACUGAGGAAUGGCUUUAUGAAGAUGGCAAUGAUGAGUCCGAAUUUGUGUAUACUGAAAAGUUAAAGGAAUUGCAGGAGAUGUUCGACCCAAUUGAAUAUCGAUACAACAAUGGAGAAGCCAGGGCAGCUGCUACAAGAAACCUGCUAAAUUCUAUAGUGAAGUACCAUAUGGCUGCAAGAUCACUUCCCCCUGGUGAAAAAGACUUUAUAAUUGGAGAAUGCAACAAAGCAGAGGAGUGGCUUGGAGAAAAGAAUGCACUUUGGUCUGGUCAAAUCAAGAGGAGAGCUCAGGCCCUUGAUGAGAUGUACAAACGUGCGGUGGGAGGGAACAAGUCCCCGUCCCCAGAAUCAGAUGGUUUUGUAGAACCAGACACGAGAAGUAAAAGGGAUGACAUGAAAGUCGAUUAA